UGGUUCUUCUUCUUCUCCGUCUUCUCUCGGGCCCAACAAAAUUCAAAUGGAGUCCGAUUCAGAUUCCGACGGAUCUCACGUCUCCGCAACUCCACCAAGACAUUCAACUCCAUCUCCACCACCACCACCGCCACGACAACCACCUCUCGUCGUUUCAAACAAAUCCAGAGUCAGAAUCAAACCCUCAAAAUCAAAAGCAGUCCCUUCCGAACCCUCCAAAUCCUCAUCAAAACCCGAACCGGCCCAACAACCCCCACUCUCCAUCCUCACCGAUCUCCCCUUCCAAAUUCGGCGUCGUUCCGAUUGCGUUCCCGCAAUUUCCCCCUCCAUCGAAACCAUCCCCGCCGGUUACUUCGCCUCUCACUCCGCUUCCUUCACGAAGAUUCGAAGGCCCCUCGUUCUAGAAUCUUCCGCAACCUCUCCUCUCCCCACUCCCCCCGCGUCCGAUUCACGCGCUGCGGUUGAGAUUGCUGAAACCAGGAAGCGGGGAAAGAUGCAGCAUCCCAACCUCAUCGGCGCCAGCGCGCCAAUGCCGUGUCCGAAGUUUCGCACAUGCGGCGGUAGCGGCGGCGGAGGGGAAGGGAACUUCGUGAAGCUGAACUUGAGCGGCAGGAGGAGGAAGUUCGUGAACAAGAGAGGGAAAUUUGGCGGGAAAAAGUACUACAAGAGAGGGAAAUUCAAAUCGGAGCGUGUGAAAGAGGAACAAGAGGAGGGGGUUGGGGAUUUGAAGCAGAGAGGGGGUUGCAAGAGGAGGGAGAUUGAUUGCGAUGCGGUGGAAGCGGUGGCGGCCGCUGCCCGUGAAGAGGCUUCGGAGGAGAACUUGGUGAAGUUGUUGAAAUUGGUUUAUGGUUUUGAUUGUUUCAGAGAAGGGCAGGUUGAGGCGAUUAAGAUGGUUCUGGAUGGAAAGUCGAGUGUGGUUGUUUUGCCGACUGGUGCAGGGAAGUCGCUGUGUUAUCAGUUGCCUGCUGUGAUUUUGCCUGGGGUUACAUUGGUUGUUAGUCCAUUGGUGGCUUUGAUGAUUGAUCAGCUAAGGCAAUUGCCUCAUGUGAUUAGGGGUGGUCUUCUAUCCAGCACUCAGACACCUGAAGAAGCCUCUGAAACAUUCAAGCAACUUCGACAAGGGGAGAUAAAGGUGCUUUUUGUUUCACCGGAGCGGUUUCUGAAUGAAGAGUUUUUGUCUACUAUUUCUUCUUUGCCAGCCAUCUCACUUGUUGUUAUUGAUGAAGCACAUUGUAUAUCUGAAUGGUCUCACAAUUUCCGACCUUCGUUUAUGAGGCUUAGAGCAUCGCUACUUCAGAAGACACUUAAUGUUCGUUCUGUUCUUGCAAUGACAGCAACUGCUACAACCACAACUUUAGAUGCCAUCAUGUCUGCUCUAGAUAUUCCUUGCACAAAUCUCAUUCAGAAGGCGCAGUUAAGGGACAAUUUUCAUUUAUCAGUGUCUUUGGUCAGAAAUAGAACGAAAGACCUGCUGAUUUUGAUAAAGUCUCCUCCUUUUGUGGAAGUUCAAAGCAUCAUCAUAUACUGCAAAUUUCAGUAUGAAACUGAUCAAAUUAGCAGAUAUUUGAAUGAUAACAAUAUCUUGGCAAAGAGUUACCAUAGUGGUAUCACUGCGAAGGAACGUAGCUAUGUACAGGAUUUGUUUAAUUCCAACAAGAUCAGAGUGGUCGUCGCAACUGUGGCAUUUGGCAUGGGACUAGAUAAAAGGGAUGUUGGAGCUGUAAUUCAUUACAGUUUGCCUGAAAGUCUGGAAGAGUAUGUGCAGGAGAUAGGACGUGCUGGAAGGGAUGGGAGGUUGUCCUACUGUCACCUAUUUUAUGAUGAUGAGACUUAUUUCAAACUUCGUAGUUUAAUGUACAGUGAAGGAGUAGAUGAAUAUGCAGUGAACAAAUUUCUGCGUGAAGUGUUUCCUACUGACAAAAACUCCUGUGGGAAAAUCUGUUCAUUAAUCAAAGAAUCUGCUUCACGCAGGUUUGAUAUGAAAGAAGAGGUGAUGCUUACACUUUUGACACGCUUGGAGUUGGGUGAUGUGCAGUACUUGCAGUUACUUCCACAGAUAAAUGUAACUUGCACUUUGGCUUUUCACAAGACACCUCCGCUGUUACUUGCCCAGAAGGUUUCUGCUAUGGCUGUAAUUCUGAAAAGAUCUGAAAAAAGGCAGGGGCAAUAUAUUUUUGACAUUCCAACUGUGGCAAAUGACAUGGGGGUUACAGCAGUUGAAUUAACGAAUCAGUUGUACGACCUGAAGUUGAUGGGAGAAAUAACUUAUGAAAUGAAGGACUUGGCCUACUGUUAUAGGAUCAUUGAAGUCCCAGCAGACUUGUUAUCUCUAUCAGCAGACAUAACCCGAUGGUUAUCGGAUGUUGAAAAUUGUAAGGUAGGAAAAAUGGAUGCAAUGUUUAAUGCUGCAUAUUUUGCAUUAAAUCUAUGUGAUAAGAUGCAAGGUUGCAGUGGUGCCGAUCACACACCAUGCUUGCAACGGAAAAUAUUGGAUUACUUUUCUGGAGUUGAUAAUGCUGAUAUCUGCAAGAAAAUUGGUCAAAGCAGCCCUUUCCUGCGGGCAGAUAUAAAGGUGUUUCUGCAAAGCAAUUCACAGGCUCGAUUUACACCAAGAGCAGUUGCGAGAAUAAUGCAUGGAAUUGCAAGCCCAGCCUAUCCGUCAACAGCAUGGAGUAAAACUCAUUUCUGGGGAAGGUAUACGAAAAUAGACUUUAAGGUAGUGAUGGAAGCAGCGAAGGCGGAACUUCAGAAUUUUGUUGGAAAAGAUACGCUCUAAUCAUUUAGAAUUGAUCGAUUUUAUCAUCUGACAAAUUUGGAUUGCGGUUCCCUAAUCUUAAACAGAAUCCUUCCUAGAGCUGAAUUGAUCCAAGGCCAAGUAAAAAAGAUCAAUUUUUGGGACCUAUCUAGAGGUUGGACUUGAAUUAGGGAGUUCGUGACACGUUAUUGUUGUCGUAAUUGUGGCACCAGGCCAGCACAUGUCUGUCAUCAGAAGCUGAGACAGAAGCGAAAGGAAAUUGAAACUCUGCCUCAUCUGUCUAUUCAUUUGCAUUUUCCAAUCCCUUUUCUAUAUCAUAUUUUGUUGUUAUCACCUUAUCCUAGUCCUAGAGAUGCCUCUGGUCUGAAGGAAAAAGCUUAUGAGCUCAAUUUUUAGUUUCUACUUCUCCGUUCUUCAGUAGCACUCAAUGCCAAUAGCAAAACAUGUCCUUUUCACUGUAUUUUUAUUAACGUACAUGUGAUAUUCAAAUUGUUUAUUCUAUUCUAUUUAA
Messenger RNA from Cajanus cajan (pigeon pea), 3266 nucleotides. Its product is annotated as DEAD/DEAH box RNA helicase family protein. The record is from RefSeq and is a predicted model, not a curated record. Gene Ontology annotation, molecular function: nucleic acid binding; ATP binding; four-way junction helicase activity. NCBI's taxonomy places the organism in Eukaryota, Viridiplantae, Streptophyta, Magnoliopsida, Fabales, Fabaceae. Gene Ontology annotation, cellular component: cytoplasm; nucleus; chromosome. Gene Ontology annotation, biological process: double-strand break repair via homologous recombination.